AUGACAAAGACAAAGAGACCAAAGCCACAUUUAAAGAAACCUUAUGGUACACCUACUGUCACCUCACAUACAAAGAAGGACUCGACGACUGAUGAUGAUCAAUCAAUGGAGCAGGUGGAGAAGAGUCCACAGUUUGUAAUAGAUGGAUCGAUACUGGAGGGUGGAGGCCAGAUACUCAGGAACUGUGUAGCCCUCUCAUCACUCUACUCCAAGCCAAUACUCAUCGAGAAGAUCAGACACAACAGAGAUCAGCCAGGUUUGAAGGCUCAACACAAGGCCGGCAUUGACUUGGUCGCGCGAAUGUUCCGCGCCCAUCUUGACGGAAGCAAGCAGGGCUCAGUCACCUUAUACUAUCAUCCAAGAAUAUCACCCUCUUUGAUCAAGGAGCACGACAUUGAGGCGGACACUGGCACUGCUGGCAGCAUUACACUGCUGAUACAAGUGUCAAUGCCAUGUCUAUUGUUCGCGCCACACUCUAUCAAGCUCACACUCGGUGGAGGCACCAAUGUUGACUUCAGUCCUGCAGCAGACUACCUCCAACAUGUAUUCUUCCCAGCGGCCAAGCGAUUCGGUAUCGACGUAGAUAUGGAGAUCAAGAAGAGAGGAUACUAUCCCAAAGGAGGUGGACUGGUAACAUUGAUCACUCGACCAAUCAUUGGAACGCUACAGCCAAUCACAAUUAUGAACAAGGGUAACCUCACCAAGAUCACUAUAAGGGUCAACUUCACAUCGACCAGGAUAUCAAUACAGGUCGCAGAACGAAUGCUCACCGCAGCGAAAAAGAUGAUAAAGAAGGAUUACAAGAAGGUAGAGAUAGUGGAGGAUAUAGUGGACACUGCCAAGUACACGUUUGGUGAUGGUGUAUCAAUUUUUAUAAUGGCAGAGACUGACACUGGAUGUAUUUAUGGUGGAUCAGCUAAUGGUGCUAUUGGUAUCCCUGCAGAGGAGGUUGGAGAGACUGCAGCAAUAUCAGUGUUGAAUGAUCUGUUGCAUGGAGGAUGCAUGGACGAAUACCUUCAAGAUCAAUUGAUUAUCUUUAUGGCGUUGGCUAAAGGCAAGAGUCAGAUCAAGACUGGACCGCUGUCCCUACACACUCAAACUUCGAUUCACUUCUCAACCAUGCUCACUGGAUGUACAUUCACAGUCACACCUGCGCCAGACCGACAAAGAGGCGAGGAGACAUUCAUCAUAGCCUGCGAUGGCAUUGGAUACAUAUCAAACCAACCUCAGCCUGGUGGUGUUGUUGUAGCUGCAGAGACCGCGCCAACCACAUCAACUACAUCCACUACAUCGACAACUACAACAACAACAACUACAUCAUGA
Molecule: messenger RNA, 1323 nt
Organism: Acytostelium subglobosum LB1
Lineage: Eukaryota; Evosea; Eumycetozoa; Acytosteliales; Acytosteliaceae
Exons: 4
Coding region: 1-1323 (440 amino acids)
Biological process (GO): RNA processing
Cellular component (GO): nucleus
Molecular function (GO): RNA-3'-phosphate cyclase activity
Source: RefSeq, a predicted model, not a curated record